CUGCCGCCCGCCCGGCUGGCAUCUCCGAGCCGCUGGUAUUCCCGCCGCGCGGAGCGAGCGCCGCCACCGAGGGUCGCCGGUCGCCGGGCGCCGGAGCCAUGACCCUACGCCGACUCAGGAAGCUGCAGCAGAAGGAGGAGGCGGCGGCCGCCCCGGACCCCGCCGCCAGGGCUCCCGACUCGGAAGUCGCUCCCGCCGCUCCGGCCCCGACCCCGGCCUCCGGUCCCCGUGCUGCAGCCGCCAGCCCCGGAGCCCCCGGGGACGAGCUGUACGCGGCGCUGGAGGACUAUCACCCGGCCGAGCUGUAUCGCGCGCUCGCCGUGUCCGGGGGCACCCUGCCCCGCCGAAAGGGCUCAGGAUUCCGCUGGAAGAAUCUCAGCCAGAGUCCCGAACAGCAGAGGAAAGUGCUGACUUUGGAGAAGGAGGAGAACCAGACCUUCGGCUUUGAGAUCCAGACUUACGGCCUUCACCACCGGGAGGAGCAGCGGGUGGAGAUGGUGACCUUUGUCUGCCGGGUUCAUGACUCCAGCCCUGCCCAGCUGGCUGGGCUCACACCAGGGGACACCAUCGCCAGCGUUAAUGGCCUGAACGUGGAAGGUAUCCGGCAUCGAGAGAUUGUUGACAUCAUUAAGGCGUCUGGCAAUGUUCUCAGGCUGGAAACUCUGUAUGGGACGUCAAUCCGGAAGGCUGAAUUGGAGGCACGUCUGCAGUACCUAAAGCAAACCCUGUAUGAGAAGUGGGGAGAAUACAGGUCCCUAAUGGUCCAAGAGCAGCGGCUGGUGCACGGCCUGGUGGUGAAGGACCCGAGCAUUUAUGAUACAUUGGAGUCGGUGCGCUCCUGCCUGUACGGCGCGGGCCUGCUCCCGGGCUCGCUGCCCUUCGGCCCCCUGCUGGCCGCGCCCGGGGGUCCCCGCGGGGGCGCGCGGCGGGCGGGGCGCGACGCGGACGACGCCGUCUACCACACGUGCUUCUUCGGGGGCGGCGGCGGGGCGCCGGGCGCGCUCUGGACUGAGGCCCGCGAGCAGGCCCUGUGCGGCCCCGGCCUGCGCAAAGCCAAGUACCGCAGCUUCCGCCGGCGGCUGCUCAAGUUCAUCCCCGGACUCAAUCGCUCCCUGGAGGAGGAGGAGAGCCAGCUGUAGGGGCGGGGCGGGCGGGGGAGGUAUUUAUUUAUUUAUUCGUUCCAGCCAGUGCAAAAAGGGGGCGGGGGGGAAGGGGCGGGGGGCUGGGUCCGAGGGGACCCCAGGAGCCCAGCGCAGCAGCGGGAGAGGGUCCUUGCCAGCCCCAGCUGGCCUGCCGGUGCCUGGCUGCCUCUGCGGACCGCUGACCCCAGGCCCCAGUACCCUUUACUCCUCCUCCCCUAAACCACAGUGGGAGGCGGGGCAGGGAGAACCAGGCGAGCUUGGGUUGGGAGAGGUUUGGGGGCGUUCAUCCUACAUCUGGGUCAGCAGUGCCUUGUGGGGUGUCCAGGGAAACAACUCCCCUGGAGGGGAGGAACCCUGUCCCACGAAGCCCUCUCCUCAGCUUUACUUGCUCCUCACCCUUGGCCUGGGGCGGCAAUGGCCGAUGGCCGGUCGCUCGCCCACCCUCCACACACAUACAGAGUUCCAGUUAACCAGCCAAAGGUGCUGGUCCCCCUCCUUCCCGGCCUUGACCCCUAAGGGCUUGGCCCCCUCCCAGGGGCCUAUAACUAAGUUGGGUCCUGCCGGGCAGGGGUCCUGGGUUCUCUAACCCUUGGGGGACAGGAAUGGGCAUGUCCAGUUGGGUGGGGGCAGCACAGACUGUUCCAGCAUUUUGCAUAUUGUUGCUUCUGAACCACAAACUGUAUAAAAUUGAUGGUUUUUUGCA
Messenger RNA from Herpailurus yagouaroundi (jaguarundi), 1845 nucleotides. It is a transcript of the gene TAMALIN, whose product is annotated as trafficking regulator and scaffold protein tamalin. Gene Ontology annotation, cellular component: plasma membrane. The coding region runs from base 99 to 1139 and encodes 346 amino acids. The record is from RefSeq and is a predicted model, not a curated record. NCBI's taxonomy places the organism in Eukaryota, Metazoa, Chordata, Mammalia, Carnivora, Felidae. The transcript has 9 exons. Gene Ontology annotation, molecular function: protein binding. Gene Ontology annotation, biological process: signal transduction.